Messenger RNA from Lactuca virosa, 1560 nucleotides. Lineage: Eukaryota; Viridiplantae; Streptophyta; Magnoliopsida; Asterales; Asteraceae. The record is from the annotation of a GenBank genome assembly.
GGUCCUUGUCGGUUUUCAAGCCUAAACCCUAAACCCCAAAAUAUGGCGGUCUUUUCUCAUCUCCGGCGAGCCCUACUCAGAUCGCCACCGAUUAUUCCGGCAUCACGUCGCUUCAGAACUGUAGCAGCGCCGUACCACGCCGUUCAAACAAAAAACUACUCAACCGCCUUUACCAAACCGGAAGAUCAGAAGACCGAGAACAGGAAAGGGAAGUGGUUAACUUUGCCGCCUUUCAAUAUGACCGUUAACGGUGCUUCGUUGGGGAAAGAUAUUUCCGGAAGACGGCAAUUAACGAGUGAAGAAGAUGCAAGCACCACGACAGCGCUCAAAUGGGUAACGCGGUGCUGCCCGCAGCUCCCGAGGUCUCUUGUUCAAAAGCUCUUCCGCUUGAGACAGAUACGACGCGAAACUUCUGAAGAUUCAAAUUCUGAUCAGGAUGCUCAAGCUCCAGGAUCCCGAAUCAAAAGGGUGUCAGCCAAAGACUCAAUGAAACCUGGAGAUACCAUUUAUCUUCCUAUCACAGUACAAUCAUUACCAACUGAGAAACCAGAGUGCCAUUGCAGUGAAGAAGAAAUAAAGUUUCUUCAUGAUCUUGAGUUAUAUAAGGAUUCAGCAAUUAUAGUCAUCAAUAAACCUCCUGGAAUGCCUGUUCAAGGUGGAAUUGGAAUAAAAAGAAGCUUAGAUGAAUUAGCUGGAACUUAUUUGAGACAUGACUUCUCUGAACCACCUAGGCUGGUGCACAGGCUUGAUAGAGAUAGUAGUGGAAUUUUGGUGUUGGGGAGAACACAACUCAGUGCUACUGUUCUUCAUUCUGUAUUCCGUGAGAAAACUUCUGUUGCUUCCAAUAUGGAUUUGAAGAGUGAAAAAAGAAUCCUUCAAAGAAAGUAUUGGGCACUUGUUCUUGGAACUCCAAGGCGUCCUCAAGGUUUAAUCUCAGUUCCUCUUGGAAAGGUGGUUAUGGAUGAUGGAAGAUCAGAACGGAUUACAAUUGUUGAAAAUGUCACAACAAUGCAAUCACAACACGCCAUUACAGAAUAUCGAGUUCUUGAUUCCUCUACUCAUGGUCUUACAUGGUUAGAGUUAUCUCCACUCACCGGUAGAAAACAUCAGUUGCGGGUCCAUUGUGCGGAGGUAUUGGGAACGCCGAUAGUUGGGGACUACAAAUACGGGUGGCAAGCACACAAGAAAUGGAAACAAAUAUUUUCAUCCGAUCAUGAAGAAAAAAUCAAAGUUUGUAACAAGAAUUUACUUCCAUUUGGGCUUGAUUUAGAAAGUGGGAGCAUUUCCGAUAAGCAACCGAACCUUCAUUUGCAUUGUAAAAAAAUGGUUUUACCCGAUGUAUCCUCCGCGUUAAAGCGGGCCCACGUUUCUUGUUCGGAUCAUGAUUUUGGGGAUAUUAAAAGCCUCAAGUUUGGUGCUCCUUUGCCUCCACAUAUGCAAACAAGUUGGGACAUUUUGUGUAAAUGACUUAUUUACACCUUACAAAUUCCAACAACUUUAUCAACAUAGUUUUGAGGAUUAUUUGUGAUUUCGUUUCUUUUGAAUUUAUAAAUGGUGGUU